UAAAGAGACAAUUAUUGAUAGCCAAGCUAAUUUGUGGUUCAAAUAAAUGGAAAUCAUUCCGGAAUCAUGCCGCCUGUGCUUAUCAAACAGUGCAGCAACCUAUCCAAUAUACGAGCGGCUAAGUUUGGCGGAAAUCGUUGAGCUUUUACAAGAUACCUUAGGAAUCCAGAUAAGUAAUUCAGAGGAAUACAUUAACGUGUGUAACGAAUGCGAAAUGAAAGCCAAACUUAUGUACACAAUUUCUUCCGAAUUUCGCACAUCCGACAAGCUCUUCUGUUCGUUCUUAGAGCAAAAACGAGCUUCUCAAGGCAUACCUCUGUCGGAUGAAGUAAAAGAUGCAAUUGACAUUGUAACAGUGAUGCCUCUGGAACCACUCACCGAAGAAUCAACAGUUAUCGUUGCAGAAGUACACUCAUCAAAACGAAACAUGGAAUCCGGAACGCAUUCAGAACUGAUAACUGAUGCCGACGGGUACUAUGAAAGCACUGAUGAUGAGGCAAACAAUGAGUGUGUGGAUGAUGUUGAAUAUUCUUUUAAUGAUCCCGAUUACACUAGUGAAGAUGAAAAACAUUUCAAGUUAAAAAUGGUAACUUGCUACAUUUGCAAAGGGUUUACUGGUGAUGGAACGUCGCUCGUUUCGCACUUGAACGAUCAGCACUGCUCGUUAUUGCCCUAUUAUUGCGACCAAUGCCUUGUCAGCCUAGAAGACCUAUUGGCCAUAAACUCUCACUAUCGAAGUCACGAAUUUCCUUUCGGGUGUUUGUUUUGCGAGGAGUUGUUUUCGAAUAACGAAGAUUUGUUAUUUCAUCAAGAUUCCUGUUUGGGAUACAAGUGUCAACAAUGCGCCUGCCAUUUUCAGUUUCUACAACACUUAAAAGAACACAAAUGCGGCGCCAGCAAGUCAAUACGGAUGCAAAACGUAAGUAAAAUGAUUGGAAGUCGUCGUCAUCAAGCUAGAUUCAUUCCGCAAACCUGCGGCAUGUGCAAUGAAGAUUUUGGCAAAAAUAGUCAGCUGGCAAAGCACUUCGAAAGAGAACACAGCGAUUUUCAGCUGCACUUGUAUAAUUGCGACAUUUGUCCACAAAAAUUUACUGUUAUAUUGGCAGCUCGAAUUCACCGUCUGACGCAUAAGAACGAUUGUGUAACGGUGAAACGACGUAAAAUACCUGCUGUAGAACGCAAUGAUUGUACUAUUUGCAAUCGUGUAUUUAAAUUUAACAAAGAACUUCUAACUCAUAUGCAAACCGACCAUGCCGAUGCAGACAUGGAGUUCCAUCAAUGCCUCAAGUGCGACAAAAAAUUUACUUCAGAGGCGAAAUUGCUGAAGCACGACUAUAACACGCAUCAAGGCAAACAGCCACAGUUUUUUUGUUCAUAUUGUGGACGAGUGUUUAACAAAAAAUUAGGACUUAAGGACCAUGAAAAUAUUCAUCGAGGUGUCAAGGCUUACCACUGCCAGGAGUGUAAUAAGGACUUCACCUAUAAAAGUACGUACGAUCGACACAUGCAAGUAGUGCACAGCGAUGCAAAACAUUUCACUUGUGAAUACUGUCAUAAGAGUUUUAAGCGAAAACCAACACUCAAAGUUCACCUUCGAUUGCACACCGGAGAAAAACCGUACCAGUGUGAGUUCUGCAGUAGAAGAUUUGUGGAUCCUAGUUCUUUUCAUAAGCAUAAAGCAAAGGAGCAUGGAUGGAAGUCAAACUACUGACUGAUACAUUUGUCUAAGAAUAAUGUAAGGAAACUAUGAACUACAAGUAUUUUUAAUAAAUAUACAUAUUCGCCAUACCGAUCGGAGCCGGAUCCGAUCAGAAAUUGCGCUUUGAUCAGAAUACAACGUAUGCUAUGACACACGUCGAUCGGGUCAUUUCUGAUCGCAACAAGUUCGAUCGGAAUGCAGAAUCGAGGCCGAUUACUUUUGCUAGUUAGCCUAAUUUUUUUUUAAUUUGCUAAUCGAUAAAAUGUAAAUUUGAUUUCGAUCAAACAAACUGCUUACAAUAAAAGUAAACGAAAUU
Messenger RNA from Sabethes cyaneus, 2015 nucleotides. Its product is annotated as zinc finger protein 436-like. The coding region runs from base 47 to 1711 and encodes 554 amino acids. The transcript is spliced from 5 exons. The record is from RefSeq and is a predicted model, not a curated record. Gene Ontology annotation, cellular component: nucleus. Lineage: Eukaryota; Metazoa; Arthropoda; Insecta; Diptera; Culicidae. Gene Ontology annotation, molecular function: zinc ion binding.